CUACGGACUAUAUUGAAAAGAUUGGGAGGAUUACCUGAAUUGCUGGAAUCUAAUUUCUCUGAAGAAUCUAAGAAAAGGUUUAACGAAACUCUUAAAGAGAGUUCUGGUACUAAUGUGACUGUCCAAAAGCUUAGUAAAAAUCCAUCGAGGUCUUUCGAUUCACAACCUAAAAAAACCAUCGAGGAAGAAAAUGAAUUGAUUGGUAUGCUAACAAAACAAUUAUAUCUUGCAACCAAUCAGAUUAAAAAAAUUCAGUCGAUGUUUUUAAAAGCAGAAGAGCGAUUAAAAUUGAAGGAUCAAGAAAUUGGGACCUUAAAACGCAAGAACAAAGAUUUACAGACAAAAAUUAAAAUUCAGAUUUCAAAUCGUAAGAAGGAAGAGCAACAACGUCAAACCCAGAUUGUAAAAUCGGAUUAUCUUUUCAAAAGAUGUCGGACUUUGGAAAAUAGAAUGUUUGAAAUGGAGAAAUUUCUUGCCGAUUAUGGUUUGGUAUGGGUUGGAAACCAAAACAGCAAAUCUAAUCUUAUGGAGUCAUUUUCACAAGAUUACAUACAGAGCUGUUAUAGUCAAUUGAAGACAAAUAUUGAGGAACUUAAUAUUGCAGCAGGUAAAGAUGAAGUUCAGGUACAGCACAAUCAGGAUGGUGCUGGUGCAAUGUUCAAAAUGCCAAAAUGCAUGAAUCUAAAGUUCUACAAGAAUGGAUUGAUAGUUGAAGGAGGCCGAUUACGUUCCUACAGCGAUCCACUGACGCAAUGCUUUAUUCGAGAUAUCUUAGAUGGGUAUUUUCCUUCGGAAUUUAAAAACAAUUAUCCAAAUGGGGUACCUUUGAAGGUCGAAGACCACAGGAAGGAAACUUACGUCGGAGAUGGAGCUGAUUUUCCAGGCCAUGGCUAUCGAUUAGGAAAGCAAUCUCUCUUUAAUUUUGAACCAUGGACUUCAUUCAAUAAUUCUGCGAAUUCCUGGCCCGGAUCAGCCCGUAAGAGUUAUGUUAGUACGAGUAGAGACCGCAAUUUGCAAUCUGGUUUACACGAUUUUUCUAGUUCUCGUGGGUGUUCAAAAACACGGAGUAAAGUAGGUUCUUCCUCAUCGUUUGAUUUGACGAAUUUGCGAUACAAAAUACUGGCUUCACAUAAUAAUAAUUGUUCAGAUACACACCUUCAGUCGCAUAUUAAUGCUGAACUCGCUCUUAGCAGUCGAAGGUCUAAGGUGCGAGAAGUCGCGACAAAGAAUACAGAGUGUCAUCUUUCAGUAAUAAGAGAUGAUUCAUACACAAGACGUGAUAAAAAAAGUGAAUCCAGUAACAAUAGAAUGAAUAAUGGUUGCAAUAAUGAUCGAUUAUCCACCAGUCAUUCUCCAAGUUGUUUUAGAAUACGAUCGAGAUCUGCCAAUUUUUCUGACUCUGAGAAACAUUUCGAGUCUCGCCAGUCGACUAAAAUUGGAACACCGCCUGUUAUGAAUAAUGUCAGUUCCCCAAAAUGCAGGCAAAGUCCAAGAGAUCCUGUUCAGAUUCGGACACCUCGUGUUAUGAAAUCUGUUUCUCUCAAUUGUGACAAUGGGCUACCGUUUCUUCUCCAAAUUAAUGAGCCAUCUGGUCGCAAUGGAGAACUUCGUUUAAAAGUUAGAUCUUUAAAUGGAGGAACAGUCUACCUUAUACAUAUAUCUGUAAAUGAUACAGUUUCUAGACUUUAUCAUAUUUUGGAUAAAAUGAUAAUAAAAACUCGUCCUAAUUGGAAAAAGUAUCACAUUGUAACCAAUGGAUAUGAAUCAAAAAGGUUGGAUCGUCUGCAAAUCACAUUGAAAGAAUACGGAAUUACUAGAGAUAGUGUCCUUCAUUUAGUCAAUGGUUGAUGUGUAUUUUAAAGUUUACGCAACAUGAAUAGAGAAGCAACUGAAUAUAAAAAGUAGUUUGAAAAAAUAUCAAUGA
Molecule: messenger RNA, 1924 nt
Organism: Belonocnema kinseyi
Lineage: Eukaryota; Metazoa; Arthropoda; Insecta; Hymenoptera; Cynipidae
Exons: 14
Biological process (GO): proteasome-mediated ubiquitin-dependent protein catabolic process
Molecular function (GO): ubiquitin binding
Source: RefSeq, a predicted model, not a curated record